Molecule: messenger RNA, 1925 nt
Organism: Arvicola amphibius (Eurasian water vole)
Lineage: Eukaryota; Metazoa; Chordata; Mammalia; Rodentia; Cricetidae
Gene: Otud1
Product: OTU deubiquitinase 1
Exons: 1
Coding region: 231-1586 (451 amino acids)
Biological process (GO): protein deubiquitination
Molecular function (GO): cysteine-type deubiquitinase activity
Source: RefSeq, a predicted model, not a curated record
CGUCGUGCGCCCGAGUCCCGGGCCGAGCGCGCGCCCUCCGGUGCCCUCUGGCCGCCCGCGCGCUGUGGCGCAGCAGGAAUUGGGUCGCGGCCCGGGCGCUAUUCGCGGCUCCUGACGCGGCGGCCCGCGGCGCUGAGCUCAGCGCUAUUCUCGGGCUCCGGGGCGCUGCGCCCGAGGGUGUGUCCCCGACCCCGGCUCGCGGCUAUAAGGGGCCGCGGGCGGCCGCGGCCAUGCAGCUCUACAGCAGCGUGUGCACCCACUACCCCGCGGGCACACCGGGCCCCACGGCCGCCGCGCCGCCCGCCGCCGCCUCCGCCUUCAAGGUCUCCUUGCAGUCCGCCGGCCCCGCGGCCGCCCCGGAGCCGGAUACCGGAGAGCGCCCGGCCGCCGCGGCCACCGAGUCCCGCGAAGCCGCCAACGCCGCCGCCAUGCCCGCCUUCUCCUCCGCCUGCUUCGAGCGCUCCGGGACCGCCGCCGCCAACGCCGCCACCCCGCCCGGCGCGUGCUGCAAGCCGCCGCUGCCGCCGCACUUCACGUCCACAGCACACAUCGCCGUGCGGGCCCUGGGCGCCGAGCGCCUCCUGCUGCCGCCGUCCGCAGCCCCCGCGCCGCCGCGCCGCUCUUCCUCCGCCUGGCUGCUGGAGGAGCUGCUCCGGCCCGACGAAGCCGCGGCCCCGGUCGCCGCCCGCGACGCGCCCGACAGGAACUUCCGACUGAACGAGCACCGCCAGGCCCUGGCCGCCGCCCAGCACCGGGCCCCGGCCCCAGGCAGUCCCGAGCCCGGCCCCGGGCCGUGGGGCGAGGAGCGCCGGGCCGAGCGGAGCCCCCGAGGUUGGGACCGGGCGAGCGGUCGCAGCGACGCCUCCGGGAGUGACGCUCCUCGACGGCACGAUCCCGAGGCCGAGGCUCAGCCCGUGCCCGCGCUCGCACGGAGCAGCGGCGAGCCGACCCAGAACGGCGCGGGCGAAGCGGUCGGCGCGCCCCGGGCGGACCCGAGAGACGAGAAGCUCGCCCUGUACCUGGCCGAGGUGGAGCGGCAGGACAAGUACCUGCGGCAGAGGAGCAAGUACCGGUUCCACAUCAUCCCCGACGGCAACUGCCUCUACCGAGCCGUCAGCAAGGCCGUGUACGGGGACCAGAGCCUGCACCGGGAGCUGAGGGAGCAGACUGUGCACUACAUCGCCGACCACCUCGACCACUUCAGCCCCCUGAUUGAGGGCGACGUGGGGGAGUUUAUCAUCGCUGCUGCGCAAGACGGGGCGUGGGCCGGGUACCCCGAAUUGCUGGCCAUGGGGCAGAUGCUGAAUGUGAAUAUCCACUUAACUACUGGAGGGAGGCUGGAGAGCCCCACCGUGUCUACCAUGAUCCACUAUCUGGGCCCGGAGGAUUCCCUAAGGCCCAGCAUUUGGCUCAGUUGGCUCAGCAAUGGACACUAUGAUGCUGUUUUCGACCACUCCUAUCCUAACCCAGAGUAUGACAGUUGGUGCAAGCAAACCCAGAUGCAGAGAAAACGCGAUGAAGAACUUGCCAAGUCCAUGGCCAUAUCCCUCUCCAAAAUGUAUAUCGAACAGAAUGCAUGCUCUUGAAAACUCUGAGGACCUGACAGCCGGGGAAGUGGCGUCUGUCAGUUGUUGGGAGAGCCACAGGAACUCUAAUUAGGGUAAUGGCACUUUUCAGCUUCCUAGUACAUUGGCUGUAGGUGUACCGCCUUAAUCAGUGUUUGAGUGUUCUCUCAGCCGCAGGUUGCUGGGCACCUGGACGAUGUUUCCGGAUGGGUUUGGGUGAGCCUACUGCUAUUUAUAAUUUGCUGUAUAAAGUGAGCCCUACCUAGUUUGCAAGCUCAUGUCUCACGGUAUGAAUUUGUUCAUUCCUGGUAGUCUAUUUUCUAUAAAAAUGUAUUUUUGCACAUUUUUAAAAAUGGGUGU